CCGACUGCUGAUUCACUCUCACAUGUUGGCAGCUCACUGAAGAGAUUUUGUUGCCUGUGCACCUGUUCUCAUCUGAUAUAGCCUAAGAAUAAGAGUGAAACCAAAUGGGGAAAAUGGGACUGUAUUUAAAAAUCACAGCAGGCCUCCUUCUGCUUGCCCAAGCCUCUCACCUGGCAACGAUCCCAGAUUCAACCGACUCUCCGGGGAAGACAAUUGAUAAAGGCUGGCUCCGUGGACUAUCCAAAAAUACAGUUGGAGGUCAAAACACUGGAGUUCCUGAAGAGAAGACAGAAGAUGAUCAGGGAGCUAUGGAGUCAAGUAAUGAUUUCAGCAGUGGGAUAGCAUCUGGCUCCAUGGCUAUAUUUAAUGAAGAAGAGGAGCAUGUGAGCAGCCAAGAUAAGGAUGAAGAAUCUCCUGAUCAGACCGUUGUCACUACCACCAUGCAUCCCUCACUUUCAAAUGUCACAACCAAGAAACAUAAAGUUACUCCAACUACAGAGUCCACAAACCCAAGCCAGGUCAACAUGACAGAUGCCGAGGAGGAGUUUAAUAACUCAACAAUAACACCUCAAAACUCUACAAAUCUGAGCGCACAAAACUCAACCAACAUUUCAGAUUACUCCAAUCACACCGAUUUGCAGACGACAACCUCAGCUCCAGAGAGCAACGCUACGCAGGAUAACGCAACGAAAACAGAUGAAGAUACUCAGUUAACUAAUGCUACAGAAACUACCAGCACAACAACAACAACAACAACCACAACUGUAACAACCACAACGAUGCCAGAGAUAAACGAGACAGCAGCCACGCCUCCAUCUACAACAGCCGUCCUCUCUGAGACCACAGAAGCGACCCUUGCAACUUCAACCGCAGCUGCUCCGAAAUCACCUGAGAAGGCCAACAAGACAGACAAAGGUCCGGCCUCAGGGAGCAGCUCAGAAAGAGGUCUGGAAUCAGGUCCCCAGAGCAGCAGAAGAAAAGGAGCGUGGGGGGCUGUGCUGGGAACGGCUGUGGCUGUGGCCUGCGUGGGACUGGUCGCCUAUAUCAUCCUGAAAAAGAAACACCAGAAGGGUUUCUCUCACAGGAAACUUGUGGAGGAGUUUCCUUCAGACCCAGUUCUCAGAUUGGACAACAGUGAACCUUUGGAUUUGAACUUCGGAGGUUCGGCCUAUUACAACCCAGGACUCCAAGGGGACAACAUCCAAAUGAGCAGCUUUCCAGGACGUCGUGGAAACUGAUAAAGAAAGAAAAACAUAACAAACUCCCAAGACCAAAGUCAUGAGCUCCCUUGAAAGAAACUCUGCCAAUUGUGCUGAUUGUCAUUCGAUAGACAAACCUAUGACAUGGAGUUUUGUAAAUAAGACUGUGUGAAGGUGACAUUUGUGGAUGGAAAUAACAAAUGAGUUUGUAAAAGUCUAUUGUCGGCCACCACAAAUGAUACUCAUGUUAGAUUAUGCAUUAUGCUGAGUAGAUUUAUUGCGUUGAAAUAGAGCGAUCGCUGAAGGCAAUCUAUCUGAACUACACUGCAACAGCCAAAAUUAACUGUCAGCCAUUUGUGUACGUUGCCAAAGGGAAUCAAAUGAAGUCUUUCCUAAUGAAGAAUACGUGCCGCACUCAAUGAAGGAUGUUAAAAAUUAAUAUUUUGUUAUAACCUUUGGUUUGAUUUUGAAUCAUUUCUUCUUGAAUAGGAGUCACAAAGUGCUGUUAAAGACAAAGAAAUACAUUUGCAUGAGUGCGACUCCUGCUGAUGCAAAACAUUUGGAAACAAACAAACAAAACAAAAAAGUGAUGUUGUUCUGCAGCCUAAAUAACAGAUGACACAGCUGGCCCACUGAGGCCUUUGCAACAAAAUUCAGAAGCCAUGGUGAACAAUAGCAUUAUCCAUAUCGACAAUCCCCUGCUGUUACGGCAUAAGGAAGGCAAUAAGAAGUGAAAUUUGAACUGCGCUCUCAGAUGUAACACAACUGGCAGUCACAGCCAGACUCUGAGGAUUGAACCAUCAAACCAAAGACUUGUGUUCUUUUUUUUUUUUUUUUUUCCUAUUUCACACCAGGGAGGGAGGUGGAGGGAGGCUGUUUUGUUAUUCAUAGACUGGAGGCUUUGGUAUUCAGGAAGGGAGUUGUGUAUUUGGUCUUAGCACUACUCAGUAGCAACAACUAUAUCAUCAUAAUAUACUUCUUCUUACUGACCUCCGGGUGUCCAAACGGAGAUCUGAGUUUCUCGUGUGCACCUCGGAGAGUUACAGUACAUAGAGUUUAACUUCUGCAUGCCGCGAGCAAAAUUAGAACAUACCUAAUGCAGAUUUUAAAAAGUUUUUUUUAAAAUUGUUAUUCUUCUCCUUUAAGUUUGCUUUAACUUUGAGUGACAACCUUCAGCAAGAAAAGUGUUUUUUUUCUUCUUUUGGACUGAGAAUUUUUGUGAGCACAAAGGGAAUAGGCAGGGAUUAACUACACCCUCUCAUCUUUUUAUGUAUCUAAUGCCUUUGUAUGAUAAAAAUCUAACAAUAUUUCACAAAUAUUCAUUUCUAAACUUUCUUACUUUUCUAUGUUAUACAUUUUUAUAACUGUAUAUGUGAAGAAAAUCUAUUCCGAAAAUCCAUCUUUCAGCUCCCUCGAUCCUUUCACUUAUCAUUACCUGAGUGAAGCCUGCACUCGAUCAAUAUGUGUCCUCAUUAUGAUUGAUACAUGCCUCGGCCCGGCCUAAACAGCCAACAAUAAGAUGUGUGAUUUUUGUUUUUGUUUUUUUGCUUUGGUUCGUAGGCAGGCACGACAGGUCUGCUUCCUUCCUUGCUCUAAUUUCAGACAUCAAUCAGCAUGGGGGGCAUUUCGUCUGACUGAGAGAGAGAGAGAGAAGAGUUUUUGUGUCGCAGUGUUAAAGAAAUCACAGUGAUUACUGCAGAAAUAAUACACGGUAUAUGGAUAACGGGACACUUUUGCAUCGGUUUGCUUUGCGAAAUGUAAUGAUACUUGAUGAUGUCUUAAUAAAAAACAAAU
This is a messenger RNA of Larimichthys crocea (large yellow croaker), 2993 nucleotides long. Its product is annotated as mucin-15. NCBI's taxonomy places the organism in Eukaryota, Metazoa, Chordata, Actinopteri, Sciaenidae. The transcript is spliced from 4 exons. The record is from RefSeq and is a predicted model, not a curated record. Bases 105 to 1238 code for a protein of 377 amino acids.